Molecule: messenger RNA, 1710 nt
Organism: Fonsecaea nubica
Lineage: Eukaryota; Fungi; Ascomycota; Eurotiomycetes; Chaetothyriales; Herpotrichiellaceae
Exons: 4
Coding region: 1-1710 (569 amino acids)
Biological process (GO): ubiquitin-dependent endocytosis
Cellular component (GO): cytoplasm; cytosol; plasma membrane
Molecular function (GO): ubiquitin protein ligase binding; protein-macromolecule adaptor activity
Source: RefSeq, a predicted model, not a curated record
AUGUCGGUCCGUAUUCAGUUUGAUCAACCCGACCACAGGUGCUAUACAAAUCUCGACUUCGUCUCGGGCAUUGUCAUCCUCAUCCUACCCAACGAUGCCACUAUCUCAGCAGUCACGGUCAAGCUCGAGGGCGAGAGCCGAACUCGGCUUGCCGUGCCCAAAUUCCCCAACAGCGAGCGUACGGACAAGAAGAGAUCGGAGCUAGAGUUGCACAAGCUUCUGUAUAAAGUCAUAACCGUCUUUCCAACACCCGAGCUUCCAGAAAGAAGUAGCGGUGCGGCGUACACCCUCCUCGCCGGUCAAUACCACUACCCGUUUAGGUUCAAGUUCCCAUUCAACAACGACUGCCAGAAGAACCCGAGUCCCCUUAAAGAUAUCAAACUCGGCCAUGUGAAUGUCCAGUUUGCACCGGACACCACAAGACACGUAAAGAAGACGUUGCCGCCCUCACUGAGUGGCUUCCCUGGCGAGGCGGAAAUAAGAUACUAUGUGAAGGCGACAGUCGUCCGCCCCAAGUUCUUUCAAGAGAACAUCAGAGCAAUUGCCGAUAUCAACUUUCUACCUAUCGAGCCUCCUCGACCUCCCAAUCGUCAUGAGGAGACCUUUGCACGGCGGAAGAGACAGUUUCAGAGAUACCCAGCUGAGUCGCAGAAAAAGAUGGCUGGCCUUUUCAGCAGGAAAUCUUCGACUCCCACAUCCGCUGAGGAGGAGCCUCCCGCUUUUCAGGUUGACGCCCGCCUUCCAAGUCCCGCCAUCAUCACAUGCAAUGAACCACUGCCGUUGCGCAUAUUGGUCGAGAAGCUCAAUGAUAGUUCGGCGACCGCGUAUCUAAAGAUGCUACAAAUUGAGUUGACAGGGUACACACAAGUCAGAGCCCUUGAUCUGGAAAGGACUGAAAUCACAAAAUGGCCAUUGAUGUCACAGGCGAACAUGAACAUGCCCCUCGGAAACCCUACCGAGAAAAGCCGCAAAGAGUGGAAACUCCCCUCUCGAUUAUGGGAGGACCUUCCUCUCCCCAACACUGUAUGCCCUACGUUCGAUACCUGCAACAUCUCUCGACGGUAUGAACUAGAGGUCACCGUGGGUUUGGCACAUGCCAUGGCGAGUGGCAUACGACCAGAACUUAUGGUCCUUCCUUUGCGUCUGCCAGUCUUGGUGUACUCGGGCAUCGCGCCUCCUCCGAAGCUGCUGCAGGCUAUGGCCAACAAUCCCCGUCCCCAACCUUCUCCUUUGCAUCUGGCGCCCCCAAGACCGACCGAGAUCAAUGGGAUGUCUUCACAACCGACCACUCCAUUAGAGACGCCGACAACUCCGUUGUCCGAGAUCAACUCGUACCCGGCUCCAGUGGGCUCUUACAACCUGCAUGAACAAUCAGAUAUUCCGGACGAUGCUCCACCCAGCUAUGAAGACGCGAUGGCUGAGGAUAUCGCGCCCGUGGAUGGCCCUAGGAGGGAUUACCAGGUACCAGCUCAACCCACAGCUCAGCGGCCUCCCUUCAAUCCCGACGCAAAAGGUAGUGGUCUCGGUCGACGAGUCAGCGAGCGCCUGUUUUCUGGCGGUGAACCAGUCACUCCCACUAGGACAACUUCGAUAGGAAGCACUGUGCCAGGCUCGACUAUAGCCGAGGACGAAGAUCUUGGAUCACCUUCAGGGGAGAGCUCCAGCCGAAUGUCUGCCUGGAGGCGGAGUUUCAGUGGGCAGAAGGAAUAA